CUCGACUUCUAUUCGCGAUGCAGUGGAAUGACCGACAAGCGAAGGGACCGCGCGGAGAGAAAGCUGUAGCGUUCCUCCCCGGGACGCGGGAUCUGGAAGAUGUGUUCGAGGACCCUUCCAAGGAGUACUACGUGAAGCUGAAUGGACAGCGGAGAUACCUCGACCUUCGAGCAAUCCCAAUCCUUCAUCACUGGCUUAUUUCUUUCAUACUCGCGAUGGGCGAGCGGCAAGUUGAGGUACCGGGGGGAGGGCGGGCGGUGGCGUUCCUCCCCGGGACGCGGGAUCUGGUCCCUGUCUUCGAGAGCCUUUUCCUUCCAAUGCGGUACUACGUGAAGGAGAAUGGAGAGCGGAGAUACUUCGAGCUUCUGCCGCCCGGAGUACGCCCGAGGAAUGAGCACCGCGUCAGGUGAGAUGCGCACCACUGUUCUCAUUCGUUCUCACGUGUGUGUGUGGUUGUGUGUGUGUGCGUGUGCGCGUCAGGUACGACGCGGCACCGACAGCGCAGCCCGCUGCCCAGCCAGUGGAGCGAUGGUAUCUGGAGCAGUUCUUUCUGGAUCUCUUCCAGCCCUACCUUGACCAGAAGAAGAGAGCAGCAUAUGAGUCCGGUUCCUGGAGAUAUCUCCCUUGGGUCUUUCUGAACUUCCUUCUGACGCUGCUGGUAGUGGGAGUUUUGGGUGUUGAAAUCGGUCUCGAAAGAGGUGGACUACGUCUGGCGUUGGUCGUGGUUUGAAGUGCGCAGAGCAGCUUGGCUGCGCACUUUAUCGCCGUGAGUAUUCGGCGAGACUUUUAGUCUGGGCUCAGGCAGUGGUGUUUUGUUUUGCUUUGGUUGUUUUGAUUAAGUUGGUGUUCUAGGUGCGUGUGUUUGUUGACCGACUAAGUAACUAGGUUUGUAGAUACAGACGGUCAUACAUUUGUUGUCUAUAGACUCGUUCGUUCACUCAGCGGCAUGCAUGCUC
Vitrella brassicaformis is the source of this 956-nucleotide messenger RNA. The record is from the annotation of a GenBank genome assembly. Lineage: Eukaryota; Vitrellaceae.